Molecule: messenger RNA, 1369 nt
Organism: Colossoma macropomum (tambaqui)
Lineage: Eukaryota; Metazoa; Chordata; Actinopteri; Characiformes; Serrasalmidae
Exons: 11
Coding region: 29-1369 (446 amino acids)
Biological process (GO): response to bacterium
Source: RefSeq, a predicted model, not a curated record
GGAAGGUCCUCUUUGACCCAAUCUGAAUAUGACUGCACUAUUAUAUCUGACUUUUCUAGUUAUGACCCAGAGUGUAGGCGGACAUGCGACUGAAACUUUCAUCUUACAGAAGUACUCAACUGUGAGGGUCCAGCCUGGACUCCCCACCAGUCUCGAGUGCCACGUUCUGCUAGAUGGGCUCUUUUCAAUAUUCUGGAUGAAGAUUCCUCUUAAUGAAGCUCCAGUCUGUAUAGCUACAGCUAAAGCAUUUGUGGACGAGGUGGCAAUGUGUAAGCAAUUUGUAAACCAUUCCAGAAUCAAAUCCAUUUGGAAGCAAAAGACUUUCAAUUUGUUAUUUUCAUCAGUGGAACACACAGAUGUGGCAACAUAUUUUUGCGGAACGUUUAGUUACGGACAUUUUUUCUUUGGAAAAGGGACUAAGCUGAUCCUUGAAGAACAUGCUGGUGCAGUUUCACCAAACAUGACAAUUAAAGACAAUGAAGUGACAGAUGGAAAAAUGCAAGUGUCUGAAUACCUCAUUCCAGUAUUAGCAGCAACUAACGGGGCAUCAAUACUUCUCUUCAUUUGGCUCUUCUUAAAAAAGAACAGAUCAGGUGUGACACAUGAAGCCAAGGAUGCAGAUGACAAAACAGAUGAAGUAAACUGCGCUGCUCUGACCUUUCACAACAAGCAGAGGAGAACCAUACAGAACAAGACCAAUGUGGACACAACAGUUGUAUAUAGAGCUAAGGACUCAACUGUGAGGGUCCAGCCUGGACUCCCCACCAGUCUCGAGUGCCACGUUCUGCUAGAUGGGCUCUUUUCAAUAUUCUGGAUGAAGAUUCCUCUUAAUGAAGCUCCAGUCUGUAUAGCUACAGCUAAAGCAUUUGUGGACGAGGUGGCAAUGUGUAAGCAAUUUGUAAACCAUUCCAGAAUCAAAUCCAUUUGGAAGCAAAAGACUUUCAAUUUGUCAUUUUCAUCAGUGGAACACACAGAUGUGGCAACAUAUUUUUGCGGAACGUUUAGUUACGGACAUUUUUUCUUUGGAAAAGGGACUAAGCUGAUCCUUGAAGAACAUGCUGGUGCAGUUUCACCAAACAUGACAAUUAAAGACAAUGAAGUGACAGAUGGAAAAAUGCAAGUGUCUGAAUACCUCAUUCCAGUAUUAGCAGCAACUAACGGGGCAUCAAUACUUCUCUUCAUUUGGCUCUUCUUAAAAAAGAACCGAUCAGGUGUGACACAUGAAGCCAAGGAUGCAGAUGACAAAACAAAUGAAGUAAACUAUGCUGCUCUGACCUUUCACAACAAGCAGAGGAGAACCAUACAGAAGAAGACUAAUGUGGACCCUACAGUUGUAUAUGGAGCUGUACGACACCAAGAAGGAUUAUAA